AUACCACUUCCGGGUCGGGCGUUCGUAAAUGUUACUCCUACCAAACUCCUCGAAUAGGAAGUGCGGGGUACUUACAAGGAAGUCAUGGCUGUGGAUUUAAAGAAGAAUAAAGAUUCCCUUUUCAAGGCAUACGAACAAGUCUUUGAUGAUAAAGACGACACUGACUGGGCUUUGUAUGGAUAUGAAGGGCAAACUCCAGUUUUGAAACUUGUUGGUACAGGGGAUGGAGGCAUCGAAGAAAUGGCUGAGGACCUCAGCAGUGGAAAAAUGAUGUAUGCAUACUGCAGAGUGACAGACCCAAAUACUUCCUUGCCGAAAUAUGUGCUCAUUCAUUGGACUGGUGAGAGUGUCCCUGAAAACUUGAAAUUGAAGUAUACAUCCCACUUGCGAGAUGUCCAAGCAUUCUUGAGAGGUAUUCACAUCACAGUGCCUGCUCGCUGUGAAGAGGACAUUGAUGUUGAUGACAUCAUGAAGAGAGUGGCCAAAUCAUCUGGGGCAAACUACAGUUUCCACAAAGAGAAGGCCAGGCCUCAGCAAGCUCCAGAUCUAGUGGGUACUGAUUACAAACGAAUCAUUCCUACCAGGGAGAUCAACAUGAACAAUAGAGACCAGUUCUGGGCUCAGGCAGAGAAAGAUGAAAUUUCAAGACAGCAAGCAGAAAAAUCGAGAUCUGAUGCUGAAAGGAAACAGUUAGAGGAAGAGAGGAAAGAAAGAGAGACAAGAGAAACAAAAGAACGUGAGAAGCGCAUUUCAGAGCACAUGAGGGACGUGGGCAAACAGCGACAAGCCGAGAAAAAAGCUGCUGAACAGAAUAAAGAAAUGGAGAAACAAAAAUGGGCUCAAAUUCAGAAGGAAUCCAGCAUAGAUGAAGAGGAACGGGGUCAUCGCAGUGACCAGAUGAGAAAAGAAAGAGCUGCAGAGGCAGCUCAGUUGGUGUCAAAAAGCAGCAGCAGUGCCAGAGAUUUCUUUAAGCAGAAGUCUGUGGAACGUCCAGAAUCUGCCGCCAAGAGAGGCCCUCCUCCUCCCAGGAAACUCCAGCACAGUUUUGGAGCUGCCAGCAGUCAGCCAGAGCCCCAAGCCCCCAAACAGCCCAUCCAGCUGCCCAGAGAGGAGGCACCACCCUCCAAACCUGCCAGGCAACCAGAACCACAACCCGAACCCGAACCAGAGCCUGAGAUGGUUCCCGAGCCGGAGCCAGAACCAGAACCAGAGCCCGUGCCUGCUGCUGAGCCAGCCCCAUUGUCCCCGACAUCCCCGACGUCCCCCGUGACCCGAGACCUGCUCCGACAGGGCCUGCCGCAGAGAAACGACUCUGACGCUGAGGAAGAGGGCCAGGACUGGGACGAGCCAUCAACAGAAGAUUACACAUUCCGGGAAAACCGUGUUCCCUCUUUCCAUGAGGACUACUCUGCAGAGCAGCAGAGUGCAGAGAGCCAGUCCCAUCGCAUAAGCAGCACACAGCACUUUGUGGAGGAGGAGCAGGUGGAAGAGGAGGAGGAGGCAGCGGCCCCACCCCCCCAAGUCACAGCAGACCAGGGACUUUGUGCUCGCGCCUUGUACGACUACCAAGCAGCGGAUGACACCGAGAUAACCUUCGACCCAGAUGAGAUCAUCACAAAUAUCGAGAAGAUAGAUGAUGGCUGGUGGCAAGGUUUUGCCCCCGACGGCUCCUAUGGCAUGUUCCCCGCCAACUAUGUGGAGCUUAUUAACUAAAUUGUUUUGAAAGCCCUCAGACUACAGGAUAACUGCACACCAAAAACAGUGUUAUAUAUAUAUAUAUGGAUGUUGAAAAUGAUGUUGAUUUGUGCCAGGUCUUUGAGUAUAUUUUCUGCUCCCUUUUAUUUUCUUACUGCCAUUUCUCUCUCUACUUUUCUUAACUCUUUCCAGACGCAAUUAUUUUCUCCCUUCCAUGUAUUAUAUGUGUCAUGAUGCGGUGGAAUCAGGCGCUUGUCAAUUUUGGCGCAUGUGGAGUUAUUGGUAUCAUCUUAAAGC
This is a messenger RNA of Aplysia californica (California sea hare), 1992 nucleotides long. Its product is annotated as drebrin-like protein B. Gene Ontology annotation, molecular function: actin filament binding. The transcript is spliced from 14 exons. Lineage: Eukaryota; Metazoa; Mollusca; Gastropoda; Aplysiida; Aplysiidae. Gene Ontology annotation, cellular component: dendrite; postsynaptic density; cortical actin cytoskeleton. The coding region runs from base 85 to 1713 and encodes 542 amino acids. Gene Ontology annotation, biological process: regulation of actin filament polymerization; positive regulation of dendritic spine morphogenesis; positive regulation of axon extension. The record is from RefSeq and is a predicted model, not a curated record.